GCCAGACAGGCACUCCGGUGAACUGGCGCAGCCAAUCCGCGCGAAGAGGGGCGGGACCGCUCAAGGGAAGGAAAACCCUGCCCACACUGCCUGGGCCCUACCCUCAUAGGCGGCUUCACCCACAGCCCCGCCUCAAUGGCUGUCCCUUGGUGCUGAUUGGCUAGAAGCCAGCACAGUCCUGGUACGAUUGGCUGUUUCUCGACUCCUAGCCAGAAGAGAGAGGGUGGGUCAUUAACGACCUCUUGCUAGGAGCCUCUUAGAGGCGUUAGGAGUCGUACGUGGAUGCCAGAGUCGGCCAAAGCCAGCCGGGCCUUCACACCAGACUCCUGAGUGGAGUGGCUGCCGCAAGGGCCCCAGUGUUCCUCUCUUGAGACCCUCACAUCGUUUCCGUACCCCCUCGUUCGGAAGGCUCCGAGAUCCCGCAGCGCGAAGGGCGCCGCCCGCCGCCUCCCCAAAACACGCAGGAGUCAGCGGAGGCUGAGUUCCGGAAAAAUUAGCCCUUCGUCCCACAGCUCUACCCUUCAGACGGUCGUCCUUCCACCCUUCCUUCCCCCUGCUCCCAUAGGCAGGGAGUUGAGCCGGGAGUCAGGCUGCCUCCCUCCCCACACGUUCCUCAAAGGGAGUGAGCCCCAGAUCUGUGGGCCCAAAACCAGUAGGGGCUCAACACCCUGGGCACACAUGGGGGUGCCUGAGGAAUAUGCAGAGAGCGGCACCGGCUAUCGUCUAAACACCCUACUGUUCCCAAAUGGCUAAACUAGGUCACAAGCUACGCUUGCUUACAGAAACAAAGGAGAACUGCUAACGGUUAACCACAGCACCCACAGACCCAGCCGGCUCCGGAUAGCUAGAAGCAGUGCACCGCCCACACCUCCUUUUACUUUUUCUUCAUUAACAUACUAAAAGUCACGCGGGGCGGGGGUGAAUGUACAUUGCUAGGCACAAUUAGUGCCGUACAGAAUGGAGCCUUUAAGACUGCGCAUACCCAACUCUUCCUCGGAAAUCGCCUUCCCUUUUCUAGAACUCACCCCCACCCCAUCCCACCAACCUACCCUAAACCCCUUCAAAGCUCCCAGGACCUCCCAGGUCAGGGAGAACGUCCCUUUCCGGCAUGAGCUCACCCAUCUCCAUUCCUCGAUCAAAGAAUAAAGUUUCUACUUUGCUUUAGGAACUCAGUCUGGUUCUAUUAGCUCUGGAAACCUCAGAACAGACAAUCUCAGCCUUCUACGAACACCUGUGACAUUCAGUCCAUCAGAGAAGAUAAGAAAAAUACUCAUGUUAUGUUCCCACUAUAUUCCAGACAGCAUAUGAGCCACUUCCUUCUUAUUUUACCUCUCGUCACUCUUAGCCCUGCCCUGCAGCUGUGACAUGGAGGGAGUGACCUGGGGCCUUCUCCUUGCGCUGGCAGGCCUGCCUGCCUUGGAAGCCAAUGACCUUGUUGAUAAAGACAGCCCCUUCUACUAUGACUGGGAAGGCCUGCAGCUGGGAGGAACGAUCUGCGCAGGCCUCCUGUGCAUCGCUGGCCUCUUGUUCGCCUUGAGUGGAAAAUGCAAAUGCAAGCACAGUCGGAAGCCGAGGCUCUGCCAGUAUCUGCUGAGCACAGGACCAGCAUCGUGGCACUCCCAGCGCCAGCUCCCAUGCUGUUCCCUCCCCACCUGGGGGCCUUUCUCUCCACUGAUGGGCCCUCAGGCUCCUUUUCACCAGGAGGCUGUCCAAAGCUUAUGUCUAAAUUAAACUGG
Messenger RNA from Rhinolophus ferrumequinum (greater horseshoe bat), 1736 nucleotides. It is a transcript of the gene FXYD4, whose product is annotated as FXYD domain containing ion transport regulator 4. Bases 1366 to 1731 code for a protein of 121 amino acids. The transcript is spliced from 8 exons. Gene Ontology annotation, molecular function: sodium channel regulator activity. Gene Ontology annotation, biological process: regulation of sodium ion transmembrane transporter activity; potassium ion transmembrane transport. Gene Ontology annotation, cellular component: membrane. The record is from RefSeq and is a predicted model, not a curated record. Lineage: Eukaryota; Metazoa; Chordata; Mammalia; Chiroptera; Rhinolophidae.